AUGCCGUUUCCAUUCUCAGACGUCUGCGACCUGCUCGAGCAGUCAUACCGGCUUUGUCAGUCCCGCAAGAGCAACAACAACAACGACGCCGCCGUGCAUGCGUGGUUCCGGCGGCACCGCGCGGCCGUCGACGCGCACGAUACUGACAUGGCGGCGCUGCUGUCGACGCUGCUGCCAGAGAAGCGCACCGAUCGCGUGUAUUGCAUCCAGGCGCCGACACUAGAGCGGGUGAUUGGCCGGGCGCUGAUGCUCGGCUCCUCGCGGAUGCUGGAGCUGGCGACAUACAAGCGGCCGGGUGCGGGCGUCGAUCUUGCCGAGUGCGUGGAGCGCAUUCUGUCCGUGACUCCGAAUGCGGUGCAAGAGGGCCAGGAUCAAAUUGUGACGGUGGAACAGAUUGACGAGCUGCUGCAUGGUCUGGCGGCGCGCAUCCGAUGGAGCGCCCCCGCGAUACGCGAGUCCAGCGCGGCCAUGUCCCAUGAGAGCCGCGGGGACCUGGAGAGCAUGUACCGACGGCUGUCGGCGCGCGACGCCAAAUGGUUCACACGGCUUGUGCUCAAAGACUACCAACCGCUCAUCUUCAAUGCCAAUCUACUGUACCGCGCCUGCGACCCCGUGCUGCCGUGCAUCCUCCAGAUCCGGGACGACUUUACCGAGGCGUUGGCCGCAAUGUCGUCUGCGCGGGGUCCGCUACUGCCGAUGGCGGCGGCGGGGGGAAGGGGAAAGCUGAGCACGAGGAGGGUGCUGGCGACGGUGAAGCCGAAGCUGGGUGUCAAGGUCGGGAGGCAGCAGUGGCUCAAAGGCAGGAGUAUCAAGCAUUGCAUCGAUAUGGGCAGCGGGCGGAUGAGCGUGGAGACGAAAAUGGAUGGCGAGUACUGCCAGAUUCAUGUAUAUCUGAGCAGCUCGCAAAAGAGGGUGCAAAUAUUUUCAAAGAGCGGCAAGGACAGCACGGAGGAUAGGUCCAAGGUGAUACCGGCGAUUGAGAGGGCGCUUAGGCUUCGUACGAGUGAGUGCGGGUUUCAAGAGGCAUGUAUUUUAGAGGGCGAGCUUGUAUUGUAUAAUGAUUUGGACAAUACAAUUAUGCCGUUUCAUAAGAUUCGCGGCCACGUCACGCGCCGCGGACGAUAUAUGAAUACAGAACAAGACUCGCAGCCAAAACCAUAUGAGCACUUGAUGAUUGUCUACUACGACAUUUUCCUCGUCGAUGACCAGUCUCUCAUGGACGUCCGGCAUUCGGAGCGGCUUAAAAUUCUUCAACAAGUCGUCCAUUGUGAGCGUGGACUCGCAGCACUGGUCCCGCGAGAAACGAUUGACUUUCGACACUCUCUUGCUGCGUCUGCCCUGCGAAAAGCAUUUGCCAAGGUCAUUGUCGAGAGAGGCGAGGGGCUUGUCUUGAAGCCCGACGAGCCUUAUAUCGUGAUUGACGAAAAGGGACGGGCAACGUCGUGCCGCUGCAUCAAGCUGAAAAAGGAAUACAUUGGGGCGUUUGGCGACGUGGGCGACUUUGCCCUUGUCGGCGCGGGCUUCCACGCAGCAAAGGCCAAGAUGUAUCGUAUCCCAAACUUGAAGUGGACGCACUUUUACAUUGGAUGUCUCAACAAUAAAGAACAAGUCCAAAGAUGGGGCGACACGCCCGAAUUCACCAUUGUCUGCGCUCUCGAGCUCCCUCAGUCUCUUUUGCAAUCCUUUCUCGCGUUUGGCGAGCUGACGGCCGUGGCACGCGCCGACAACACGUCGACAAAGUUGACUGUGCCGCCUGGCAUCCAGUGCCCCCACGCGCGCUUGACCGUUGCGUUUGCGAACCCCGCCGUCGUCGACCUCUGCUGCUUCAGCUUUGACAAGCCCGGCAACACGGGGGGGGUUUGGACGCCGCGCUUCCCCGCCGUGACCAAGAUUCACACCGACAGGGACUAUACCAAUGUCGUGACCCUGGACGAGCUGCAGGCCAUGGCGCGGGAGGCGGUGGAGAAGCCGGCGCAGGAGGUCAGCCAGGAGAAUUUGCGCUGGAUCGCCAAGCUCGAGGGCGCGGACCCGCGGGGCGUGGCGGUGGAUGCGGUGAGUCAGGCGACGGCGACGACGAUGCCGACGCCUUCACCGGUCAAGUUGACGAUGACGACGACGAGGACAACGACGCAGAGCACGGCGUCGGGUAGUAGCCAAGAGUCCAAGGCGCCGACGGAGACGAGCCACCAGAGCCAGGCCGUGGCGUUGCCGACGCCGCGGGCCAAGGAAGCAGAGGCGCGGAGAGAGGUGUCCGUGUCGGUCAUUUCCAUAUCUUCGUCUUCGACUGCCAGCAAAACUCGCUCGCAAAAGUCGGCGAUGCGUGGCUCUGCGAAGCGAGUAAUGGGAACAGCGUCGCCGGAGCAGAGCUUCAAGCGCCGCCACUGCGCGGCCAGUCUCGGAGACAAAUCUGCCGCGCCGAGCGCCCCGCCGUCGCGAAGACCACUGGAAAACAUGAAUGUAAAUGUUUCGUACGGCGAUUCUCAGUCCAUCGAUAGCCAAGACAGCCAGGCCACGGUGAAGCUGGAGGAGCCGCGCAGACUUGCAAAUGCGCAACAACAAGACAUCGUCAUUGAGAUUCCGAGCUCGGACGCAGAAGACGACGACGACGACGACGGCUCGUCACAAGACCUGAGCAGCCAGAGCCGCUCCCUAGCAGUGGUGGCGGCGCCCAAGACAACAAUCGCAGCAGCUCAGCAGCCUAGCGGAUCCCAUCAUGUACACUGCAAGUAUGUCGGUGCAAAGUGCGGCUUCGUCGGCAAGACAAUACUGCUGUCGAGUCUUGCGCUGCUCCAUCUCGCCGAGCUCACGCCCCUCCUGCGCUCCCACGGCGUCGACGUUUCGCGCAUCAUACCCUGUGUGGAGACGUGGUGGCGGAAGCUUGGCAGAGAAGAGCAGCAGCAGCAGCAGCAGCAGCAGCAGCAGCAGCAGCAGCAGAGUCGCGUGCUGCUUGUUGAUAGCGUGCAGCAGAGCGCCGAGACCAAGGCGCUCGUGGCGAGGCUGGACGCGGCGCGCAAAGAGGCGCGGCGUGAGGAAGGGGAUUGGAUUAGCGUGUAUGACUGGCGCGUGUUGAAGCAUGUGUCGAUUGCAGAGGACGCGGGCGUAGAGAAGAAGUACUAUGAUGGGUUUCAGGAUCCGUGGAGGAGGUGGUAUUGUGGGCUGGUGUAG
Beauveria bassiana ARSEF 2860 is the source of this 3165-nucleotide messenger RNA. Its product is annotated as ATP dependent DNA ligase domain-containing protein. NCBI's taxonomy places the organism in Eukaryota, Fungi, Ascomycota, Sordariomycetes, Hypocreales, Cordycipitaceae. The transcript has 5 exons. Gene Ontology annotation, molecular function: ATP binding; DNA ligase (ATP) activity; DNA binding. Bases 1 to 3165 code for a protein of 1054 amino acids. Gene Ontology annotation, biological process: DNA recombination; nucleotide-excision repair, DNA gap filling; double-strand break repair via nonhomologous end joining. Gene Ontology annotation, cellular component: DNA ligase IV complex. The record is from RefSeq and is a predicted model, not a curated record.